Messenger RNA from Actinia tenebrosa (Australian red waratah sea anemone), 2841 nucleotides. RefSeq lists its product as uncharacterized. The record is from RefSeq and is a predicted model, not a curated record. NCBI's taxonomy places the organism in Eukaryota, Metazoa, Cnidaria, Anthozoa, Actiniaria, Actiniidae.
UUGAAUGUUCUUAAUAUUACUUUCUCGCUUCGUAAUCUAUCAAGGAAAACUGACGAGAUGUAUUACAGAAUAUCUGUGUACGACGAUGACCCGGACAGUUCUAUAAGAACCACAAAGUUGAAUGUGGAUGUUCCUUCAUCGUGUAAAAUAUAUCCUGAUGAAAACAUAACAGUUAAUGAAACAGACAACGUGUCACUAAACGUCAACACCACAGGAAACCCACCUGUUUAUGAGUACAUCUGGACUCAUCCUAAUGGAAGUACACUGACCGCCAAUAGCAAACUGACAUUUACUGCUUCAAGACAAGAUACUGGGACAUACAAUGUUUCUGUGUAUAAUGGUGUUGGUGAUAGGAGUAUUUGCAAACGCCACAUCACUGUACAAUAUCGAUAUCCACCAGAUAGAAUCACGUGUAAUAACAAAACAGUUCUGGAGGGUGAUGAUGUUGAGCUAGUUUGCAGUGCUAACGGUAACCCACCCCCUGAUAUGAUGUGGAUAAGAAAUGGAAGUAUUCGAGGCAUAGGAAAUACGUUAAUGAUCAGAAGUGUAACAAAAAGUGAAAGUGGAACCUAUACUUUCUUCGCCAACAACAGUCUUGGUUAUAAAUCGAUAGCAAUAUCCAUUACUAUGCAAAAAAGGGUAAAAUCACCAGCGAUAGUUAAUCCUUACAAACAAGUAUUAGCAGUUGACGAAGGUGAAGACGUUAGUCUUGUUUGCAAUGCCAGUGGAAACCCAGUACCUAAUAUCACCUGGACGAAGCAUGGCACUGUCAUUGGUGUUGGACGAAUAUUCAAUAUAGCUAUAGCACGAGUAAAAGGGAACGAUUCAUCGUGUUACACAUGUACAGCAGAUAAUGGUAUUGGACACGCCAAGAAUGCCAGCAUAUGCUUAGAUGUGCAAUAUCCACCUUCAGACGUUAAAAUUACUCCUUCAAGUGCCAGUCUAACUUUAAAAGAAGGCGAUAACCUUAACCUGUACUGCCAAAGUCACAGUAAUCCGCAUUCCACAUACACGUGGAUGUAUAACGGAGAGUUGUUAACAAUUCAACAGAACAGUGCGUUGAUCAUAAAGAACAUUAAUCGGAGACAAAAUGGAUUAUACCGAUGUGAAGCAAAAAAUCGUCUUGGCUUUGUUCUUUCAAAACCAAUUAAAAUCAUUGUACAAUACUUAGAUCCUCUGGAAAUAAUUGGAUCAAGAAACAAGAGCUAUUCUCAGUCCAAUCCACUGGUAUUGUUCAACCUUAGUAUCAACGCAUAUCCCAGUGACACAACCCUGUCUUGUAAUCCUUCUGCACCGAAUAUAUUGACUACCAUCACCAGCCAUGAUGCAAGUUUAACUAGAAAACAGUAUUUGGUGGUAGUUAUCAUCCAGGAUGAAGUGGAUUUUGCUAGAAUUGUGUGUAAAGCUGAAAAUGGCCUUGGUGUACGAGAAAGGACAUUCUAUUUUUACAGACAACCAAUACUUUUCAAGGAAUCAUUUGCCGGCCAGUUUAAAAUAAUAAAGAUGGAAUGGCAGGAUGACCUUAAAGUAGCAAAGUCGACAGGAUAUAAUGAUCUUAAAAGGAAGUGCCUCAAAAUAUUAGAAUCUGCAUACUUUGAUGUAGCAUAUUUGGCUGCCGUAAACAUAAAAGAGUUCGUUAAGGGAAGCAUCAUAGUGCGGUUUGAGCUCAACGUCAUCGGUCAAGUACCUGAUCCACUGCUGCCUUUGAGAGAUUAUAUCAAAACACAGGGAGAAGAAAUCAAUGGUCUACACAUAGACUACAACAGCAUUCAGAAAUCAAAUGACUUCAAAGAAAAUACACCGAUUCCAUGUAAAGAGGAGAACAAUACACUAGUUGCAGUUCUUGGAGUACUGUUUGGUCUGUCGAUUGUCCUGAUCAUCAUACUUAUAGUGGGGUUCCUGUGGUCACGUAGAAAAGAUUCAAAAGGAAUUUCUGGAAAAAAAUCGAACACAGGUGACAAGAGAGGACAAAUGAACGACAUCUCACUUCAAGAGACAAGUUUUAAUUCCCCAAAUAACGAAACACCAAAUGUGCUAGAAUAUGAACCAAUAGAAAGGCGAGGAUUAUCAACGAGUAAUGUUGGUAUCCCAGAAUAUGAAACCGUGAUAACAAGAACCCGACCACGUCAACCACACUCUGGUAUACAGACGAAUAACCCCAUGCCUCAGUAUGCAAAUACAGAUCAACAUGGACAAACAGGGGCUUCUUCCAAUUCACCACCAGUCACCUAUCAGACCAUCCAACCUCGUACUGGUAACUACGAUUCACUGAGUCCUUUCACACGGUUUUCCCCUAAGGGUACAGUACUGACAUCCACAGGAAGCCCAACACGUACAGGAGAAUACCAGGACCUUCAACACAAGGGUGUGUCUCCAAAGUACCAGUCUCUGGAUGGCUUAAGCAAAUGUUAAAUGAAUAAGGACCAAAAGAGACCAGCAUUGAUGAGGCACUGCUUUGUGGUUUUUAAAAUGCUACUAAUAGAGUAAAUGAUAUACGGGCCUGACAUCUGUAUCAUUACUGAUAGCACACUCACUCCAGUAUUAAAGAUACACUUGCUGAUUUAAUUUGAUCACAUUCCUUUUUACAGUUUUUUUUAGACAAAUCCAUCAUACUUAAAGGCAGUCUUGUAACAAUCAAGUAAAUCACACAGUAUAUCAUAAUGUUAAAGAAAAUCAAAGAAUAAAAAAAAUAAGCAGCCUUCUAAAACGCGAUUCAUUCAUAUUUGUUAACCACAUACAUUAAACAUAAUAUGCUGACACAAUAACCAAGCUGUAUAGUGGACUUUGGAUUACAAUCACUUAUUUAUACUAAUAAACAAUAAAGCAAACAAUUGACAAAUA